Molecule: messenger RNA, 2772 nt
Organism: Carassius auratus (goldfish)
Lineage: Eukaryota; Metazoa; Chordata; Actinopteri; Cypriniformes; Cyprinidae
Product: extracellular tyrosine-protein kinase PKDCC-like
Exons: 7
Coding region: 372-1931 (519 amino acids)
Biological process (GO): skeletal system development; peptidyl-tyrosine phosphorylation
Cellular component (GO): extracellular region
Molecular function (GO): non-membrane spanning protein tyrosine kinase activity; ATP binding
Source: RefSeq, a predicted model, not a curated record
GCCUGAACCGCAGCUUUUCCAUAGCAGCAGGGCCGAGUCGACUGCCAGUCAAAGUGACGUCAGUCGCGCUGAGGCACAGCGCCGGUGCGCGCGCCGAGACCCCCGUUAACUGGGCGCACACGCAAGUGUCACCGUGAUCAGCCUUAUAUGGGGUGGAUCUUAAAUCAUAACUGCGAGAUGAAGACGUGAAUAUAAGGUACAUUCUUCUGAGCGCAGCAUCAUAGACUUCCCUCGCGAUCCUGCACCUUCGCGCUGCGCAACGCUACACUACGGCACGGGGCACGGCCAGACUGCCUACAGCUGCCAGGCGGGUAGGCGCAGGCUGGAAGGGGGGACACGUUUAUUUUCUGCUAAUAAUAAUAAGCAACAAAAUGAAGAGGAGAAAGAUGGUGGUAGCGGCGGGCUUCUGCCUCUCCUUCUUCACGGGCACGCUGAUGAAUUUAUUGUUCAUUCCGGGAUUCGAGCACCACGGCGAGCGCGUGCAUCGCCACCACCACGAGAACCAGAAGCCCGACGCGGACGCUCCUGUCGGGCUUCGCGUCGACGAGCUGCCACCCGUCGAAACGGCAACCGUCGGGCGACUCCCGGAGCUCCAGCGGCAAAUACGCGAGCGACUGGACGAGAUUCUGCGGUACCGUCAGACACGGGCGCACUGGGUCGGCACCGGACCGCUGGAGCGCAGGCGACUCAUGGACUUGGAGCCACGCAGCGAGUGGGAAGUAUACAAAGGAAUCGGGAAAAACAAUAACUACGAGCAGUCUCAACCGACUCCCGCUGUAUCCAUAGCAACAAAAUCACACCGGGAGUUUACGCGCGAGUCGGUGCUCGGCUGCAGCAGUAUUGAUAACGUGACCAAUGUCCAGUAUCUGGGCUCAGGAUACACAAAGGCGGUGUAUAAAGCGACUAUAAACAGCAGCUUCUCCGUCGCGUUAAAAUCGGUGGAUUUCGGGGGUCACGAUAUGGAGAAUUGUGUGAAGAAAUACGGGUCGUCGACAGACUGCUACAAACUCGCAUCCUUCAAAAUCGUCAAAGAAAUGACACUGAUGGAGAGACUGCAGCACCCUAAUAUUCUCAAGCUGUACGGCUACUGCUACCAGGAUAACAACGAUAUAAAGGACACGGUGACGGCCAUCACGGAGCUGGGCAGCCCUCUGGAGAUGAUCCAGCUGCUGCAGACGCCCUGGGAGGAGAGAUUUAGGAUCUGUCUGAGUCUGAUGAGGCUGCUGCAUUAUUUGGCCCGUUCCCCGCUUGGGUCCGUCACCCUGCUGGACUUCAGGCCACGGCAGUUUGUUUUGGUGGAGGGAGUGUUGAAAGUGACCGACCUGGAUGACGCCAGUGUUGAGGAGACCCCUUGCUCCCUGUCUUCUCCUUCAGACUGUCUCAUGGUGUUCCCUGCCCGAAACUUCACCCUCCCCUGCCACAAGGGCUGUUGUGAGGGCAUCAACGAAAAGAGAAACCUCUACAAUGCGUACAGAUUUUUCUUCACCUACUUGUUACCUCACAGUGCCCCCUCAGCACUAAGACCCCUUCUAGACAAAAUCGUCAACUCUACAGGAGAGCUGAUAUGGGGCACUGACGAGACUCUGGUUCACCUCGAAAAAGUGCUGGAUAUCUACAGGAACGGACAGUACCUCAAGAAUAACACACAGACACACAAAGCAGAGUAUAAAUGUGUGUCAGAGGCCUCGAUAGCAGCAGAAAACUACCGCUGCUGGCCGUCCUAUCAGCACGACGGAUGCCUGCUGUCAGUCUUCAGCGUCGAUGAAGCUAUUGAGGUGUGUGAGAGCCAUGCCCAAUGCCAGGCCUUCGUCAUGACCAAUCAGAGCACAUGGACAGGUCAUCAGCUUGUGCUCUUCAAAACCGGUGCAGCCAGCAUGACCACGGCUCCAGGUAAACUCACGUACAUACGACUGGGGGCAGCUGAGAGCUGAGAUGAGAGAGCGCCAUACAGCGUGGUCAGUCAUCAUCAGGAUCUUCGAAUCGUCUCCCUCUUAAAACACUCAUGUGCUGUAUUCCCUGAGGACAUGUUGCUCAGGAUUUUGGGAGGACGGUCAAAAGAGAAAGCACCUUUCAGGAAGUUCGAGACUCGCUCAGGCGGAGGUCAGCUGUCAACUACGUGCAAUACUGCCUCUCUGAACCCGGGAUUGGACAGUGAAUCUGUUUGUGUAUGUCACGGCGACAUGUGUGUGUGUUUAAUGAGAUCUCUGGUCAAUAUCUCUUUUAUUCUUUCUUUCUCUCAGACUGUCAUUGAUUCUCGUCUCUGUCUCUGCCCACACAGAAUCCUCUCUUAUUUGCUCUGAUAUUCAGCACUUUUUUCUCCAUGUGAAACAGGGUCUAUUUGUUGAAGUUUUAAAAGCAUUUACUUAGAUUUUUGGAAUAUCUUUUUCAAAUAUUUGCUCAUGUAAAACAAGUUUUUCUGACAAGUGAUUCUAAAUAUUCACUUAUUUAGACCAGUCUAAACAAGUAAUUUAUUUGUUUAAAGAAUGAAAACACCUUUUAAAAAAAAAAUAUGAAAUCAUAUUUAAAGACAAACAGAUCAGCAGAAAAUCUGAAAAUGUGAAGAUGGUUGUUAGUUAGCCAAUCCGCUUGUGGUGAGAUAAAGUUUCCCAAGGAAAUGUCAUGUCAGUCUAUUACUUGACAGGUGAAGGAGUUCAAGAGUUUUCUGCUUUCAGCGAAAGCACUGAGAUGUACAUGUACAUGUUUUCUUAUGGCCGUGUUGUAUAUAAGAGUAAUAUUUUUAUAUGGAAAUAUAAUGUCAUGAGAAUUAAAACU